GUUAAUCAUUCAUACUCUAUAAAGACAUAUAUAGACAGAAACAUGUACGGCGUGGAGUUGAUGCUGCUGCUCAGCAUGGCGACUGUUUGUGCUGGGCGUGGCGGCAGUGUGGCGGAGCGUAAUGCCAGCUAUUGGCUGCAGCAGGCGCAGCAUCAACUUGCAACGCGUCUGGAGCGCAUGCGCGAUGCGGGCGUUGGGGAUAUGCACAUGGCCAAGAAUGUCAUCAUGCUGCUGGGCGAUGGGCUGUCGAUAACAACGCAUACAGCUGCAAGAAUAUUGAAGGGUCAGUAUGGCGGCGCCAGUGGCGAGGAGAGUCAGCUGGCUGUCGAGUCCUUUCCGUAUUCUGGCUUUAGCAAAACUUACUGCACCGACAGCCAGACGGCGGAUUCGGCCUGCGCGGCAACUGCUUGCCUGGCUGGCAUUAAGACCAACUAUGGCAGCAUUGGGCAAUCGGAGCAGGGCACACAUGUCAACUCCAUACUGCAGUGGGCACAGAUGGCAGGCAAGGCUACGGGUGUGGUAACGACUACGCGUCUGACGGACGCCAGUCCAGCGGCUGCCUAUGCGCAUGUCAAGCAGCGUUCCCAGGAGCUGGAUAUUGCGCGUCAGCUUAUAGAGGAGCUGCCGGGACGCCAGCUGGAUGUCAUACUGGGCGGCGGUUUGGGUAAGUUUGCCAGCGAGCGUAAGGAUGGACGUGAUUUGGUGCAGGAAUGGCUGCAAGCCAAUCCGGAUGGCUGUUUUGCACGCUCGCUGGACUCGCUGCAUGCCUGCAGUGAGCGCAAUGGCAGCCUGCUGGGCGUCUUUAGUGACAAUCACAUGGCCUAUCAUCUGGCGGCGCCUGUAGAUCAACCGCGUCUGAAGGAUCUUACAGCCAUGGCCAUUGAGCGUCUGGCGGAGCAGAGCAACUAUGGCUACUUUGUGUUCAUCGAGGGCGGACGCAUAGAUCAUGGACAUCAUGAAACGCGUGCGGGUUACGCCUUGGAUGAGAUGCUGGAAUUCGAUGCUGCCAUUGAGACGGCCAUGCAGCUAACAGAUUCAAGGGAAACGCUCAUUGUGGUCACAGCUGAUCAUUCGCAUACCUUAAGCAUGUCUGGCGAUGCUAUGCGUGGCACGCCCAUUUUAGGACUCGACGAGAGCCAACGUGAUCUAGACGGUGUGCCCUAUAGCACGCUCAACUAUGCGCUGGGCAAAUGGCAGAGCCUUAACAAGGACGGCAAACGCGAGAAUCCAGCGCCGUUUUUAAGCAAGACCUCUUAUACUCCCAGUUACAUACGCGCCAAGGGUGCGCAUUCUGGCGAGGACGUCGCCAUCUUUGCUCAAGGGCCGCAGUCGCAUCUUUUUAGCGGUGUCAUGGAGCAAAAUCUGCUGCCACAUUUGAUGGCUUACGCCGCCUGCUUGGGCCAAGGCGUCACCUUGUGCAAUGAUCCACAUUAGGUUUAGCAAUUAUUUUAAUUUUUCGCACUUAACUACUGUGUAAAUUGUUUGUUUUUGCUGUUAAUUUCAAAAUGAAAGCGUCUAUUGUGAACUGGCAAACUUGUGCUUUACUGUG
Messenger RNA from Drosophila busckii, 1549 nucleotides. RefSeq names its product alkaline phosphatase, tissue-nonspecific isozyme (gene Alp11). Gene Ontology annotation, biological process: dephosphorylation. The transcript has 2 exons. Bases 43 to 1434 code for a protein of 463 amino acids. Gene Ontology annotation, molecular function: alkaline phosphatase activity. Lineage: Eukaryota; Metazoa; Arthropoda; Insecta; Diptera; Drosophilidae. The record is from RefSeq and is a predicted model, not a curated record.